AUGAACGCACCUAAUACAGUCUUGCGCAGUCUGCGCUUGUCAAGACAGAUCCCCCGGUGUACAAGACUCACAAAUGCCCCGUCAAGGAGACAAUUCACAUCAUCCUUCUUCCGUCGCAAGCAACAGCCAUCAGCCGACGAUCCAGAAUUCGUCUCUAUUCUCGACGGCCCUCCAAAGCUUGUCCGUGUUGGAAAACGCCAUGGCCCAGGUCUAAUCAUCCUCGCUAUUAUCCCCAUCACAGCCUUCAUCCUCGGAACAUGGCAAGUCCAGCGUCUUGGCUGGAAAUCCGAACUUAUUGCCAAAUUCGAAGACCGACUGAUCCGCGACCCUCUACCCCUCCCACCAACCAUCGAUCCCGAUGCCAUCCAUGACUUUGACUAUCGCCGUGUGGUAGCGAAAGGCCAUUUCCGACAUGAUCAAGAAAUGCUCAUCGGACCGCGUAUGCGAGAUGGUACAGAUGGGUACAUGGUAGUCACACCAUUGGAGCGAGAGAACGGCACGACAAUUCUCGUGAACCGAGGCUGGAUCGAUAAGAAGCACAGGGACAAGAGGACCCGACCUGAUGGACUGCCGACGGGUGAGGUCACAGUGGAAGGACUUCUAAGGGAGCCGUGGAAGAAGAACAUGUUUACACCGGAGAACCAGCCCGAGAAGGGCAUGUUUUAUUUCCCGGAUGUAAAGCAGAUGGCUGCUUUAACCGGUAGCCAGCCUGUCUGGGUUGAGGCUACUAUGGAACCCGAGUUCAUGCAAAUGGUCGACUUCGAGGCUCGCGGUAUUCCCUAUGGCCGACCUGCGGAGGUAAACCUGCGAAACAACCACGCCCAGUAUAUCUUUACCUGGUAUGGCCUUGCUGUCGCAACAUCCAUCAUGCUUUGGAUGGUAGUCAAAAAGCCUGCAAACGACGUCGCUCGUCGUGUAGCCCGCUCAAAGGGCCUGUAA
Messenger RNA from Fusarium mangiferae, 939 nucleotides. RefSeq lists its product as uncharacterized. Gene Ontology annotation, biological process: mitochondrial respiratory chain complex IV assembly. Gene Ontology annotation, cellular component: membrane; mitochondrion. The transcript has 4 exons. NCBI's taxonomy places the organism in Eukaryota, Fungi, Ascomycota, Sordariomycetes, Hypocreales, Nectriaceae. The coding region runs from base 1 to 939 and encodes 312 amino acids. The record is from RefSeq and is a predicted model, not a curated record.